This is a messenger RNA of Prorocentrum cordatum, 633 nucleotides long. NCBI's taxonomy places the organism in Eukaryota, Dinophyceae, Prorocentrales, Prorocentraceae. The record is from the annotation of a GenBank genome assembly.
CAAUUUCAGCAGGCCGCCGAUGCGUCCAAGCCCAAGCCCAAGGAGAAGAGCCCAUUCGUUGUGCUGCGUGAGGCCACCUCGUUCUACGCCCAGAAGCACGCCAAGCUUGAGAAGGCCUCCAAGGCGCUCAUCGCUGCGGAGGCGUGGCUGGCCGACGCCAAGUCUCGACAGCUCGCUGCCGCGGAGUACCUCUUCGUGGCAGACCAAGCUCGCUUUGCUGCCCAGGAGGCGGCGCGGGGCGGCCCCGCAGGCAUCGAGAAGACGGAGCCCCCGACCGACCUCCUGACGGCCUUCGGCGUUGACCCGUCUCUCUUCCAGCUAUUGGACGAGUAUAAGGAGGAUGACAGGCAGAAACAACAGGCCCUCCAGAAGCAGGUCCAGGACGUGACCGUCCAGGCCAAGGCUCGCGAGCAGGAAUUAAAGGACUUACCCGCCUUCGCCAAGGCCGCGGCCUCCGCAUCGCGCAAGAAGCGGCGCGCUGAGGAUGGCGCCAAGGUGGGCGAGGCCCCAGCGGCUGUUGGCUCCCCUGAGGGAGGUGGCGCCACAGGCGGCUCUGGAGAAGCCGCUUCGGAGGCGGGCGCGGGCGCUGCUACCGGCGGUGCCGGGACUGCUUCGGCGGAGCAGCGCGCCAAG